AUAAUCAGCUAGUGGCCUGGUUAAAUAGGGCUUAGUAAUGAGUAGUGUGUUUUUAAUAAGAACUUAAAGAGCUUGUACCGUAAAGGCCAGACUUCUGCAAGAGGAUACGAAGGGGAACAAAGCAAAUGCAUGCGAAUGGUUGCCAACCGCCACAGGCUUCAUGACUUCAUAUGCUUAAUUCCUAAACUUUCAUUAAAAGCAUCUCUUCUCCCAGAAGAAAGAGUGUGUGAGGUGGAGGACAGUUCUGCCAUUGGCUCAGGCUUUGAUAAGGUCACCUGAUCAGUUUCACUACAGCAGAUCCUCAUUCACCUUCAACACUAUUAGGAAAACACCUUGCCGUUGAUGUCAGUUGGAUCGGACUCGGGUCGCCCCUGCUGCCGCAGGUGUCUCUUCACAACGCUUCUCGUUUUCACGACAGCUUGAGUACAUGCUGUAAAAAAAUAUUUGAAUUCCUAAACUCAUUUGAACUUUCCUUACUUGGCCGGGGUAGAAGCUCCCAAACCCAAGAUGAGUGUCAAAAAGGAAGACGUGGAGAAGUUCUUGGACGGAAACCCUGAUUUCGCUAAGAGCUAUUUUAACAGAAAGCUCAAACCGGGCGCUGUGGCCUCGAUCAUGCGAAUACCAGAAUCCAAAGUGGAUAUCGAUACUUAUAAAGACCUAAGCUCAGUGGAGGAGGGUGCGUUAUUCUACGAUCUUAUUACAGACAUGCAGGAGAACGUAAAUAUGGAGAAAGUGAUGUUUAAGAUCCUGAAGAGGACCAGCGCUUUGAUCCACGCCGACAGGUGUAGCCUCUUUAUGUAUCGACAGAGGAACGGCAUCGCUGAGCUGGCUACACGACUCUUUAACGUGAAUGAAAACUCUGAGCUAGAUGACUGUGUGGUGGCUCCAGAUUCUGAGAUCGUAUUCCCUCUUGACAUCGGUAUUGUGGGACAUGUUGCUCAAACCAAGAAGACCAUCAAUGUCAAGGAUGUUACACAGAAUAGUAACUUUAGCUCAUUUGUUGAUGAACUUACCGAAUACACUACACGCAACCUCCUGGCUGCGCCCAUCAUGAACGGCAAGGAUGUGGUCGCUGUCAUCAUGGCCGUCAACAAACUCACUGGACCUCAUUUCACAGAUGACGAUGAGGAUCUUUUUUUAAAGUUCUUAAAAGUUGGCUCUCUGAACCUGAAGAUUUUUCACUUGAGCUACCUACACAACUGUGAGACACGUAAAGGACAGCUGCUGUUGUGGUCAGCUAACAAGGUGUUUGAAGAGCUCACAGACAUUGAGCGACAGUUUCACAAAGCUUUGUACACAGUGCGAGCCUACCUCAACUGUGACAGGUACUCUGUGGGCCUGCUUGACAUGACCAAGGAAAAGGAGUUCUUUGAUAUUUGGCCUGUGUUGAUGGGAGAGCAGCCACCGUAUUCCGGUCCUGUAACUCCAGAUGGAAGAGAGGUCAUUUUCUACAAAGUUAUUGAUUAUAUUUUGCAUGGAAAAGAGGACAUCAAGGUCAUACCAAAUCCAACUGCAGACCAUUGGGCCCUGGCUAGUGGAUUACCCACGUAUGUAGCUGAAAGUGGAUUUAUUUGCAACAUCAUGAAUGCGGCAGCCGAAGAAAUGUUCAAAUUCCAGACGGAGCCGCUGGAUGACAGUGGAUGGACUAUUAAAAAUGUGCUUUCCCUGCCUAUUGUCAACAAAAAAGAAGAAAUUGUUGGCGUUGCAACUUUUUACAACAGGAAGGAUGGUAAACCAUUCGAUGAACUCGAUGAACAACUCAUGGAGGCUUUGACACAGUUUCUGGGUUGGUCGGUCCUCAACACAGACACAUAUGACAAAAUGAAUAAGCUGGAGAACAGGAAAGACAUCGCCCAGGAUAUGGUGUUGUACCACGUCAAAUGUCGAAAUGAUGAGAUUCAAAACAUCCUUAAAACAAGAGAGUAUUUUGACCGAGAGCCCGUGGACUGCGAUGAAGAUGAGCUUUUGGAGAUUCUGAAAAAAGAGCUGCCUGGGCCAAAAAAGUUUGAUAUCUACUUCUUCCAUUUCUCCGAUUUUGACUGCACUGAAUUGGAACUUGUAAUGUGUGGCAUCCAAAUGUACUAUGAAGUUGGAGUGGUCAGAAAGUUCCAGAUCCCUCAAGAGGUUUUGGUGAGGUUCAUGUACUCGGUGAGCAAAGGCUACAGGAAAAUCACAUAUCACAACUGGAGACACGGCUUCAACGUUGGGCAAACCAUGUUCACAUUACUCACGACAGGAAAAUUGAAGCGCUAUUACACAGAUUUAGAGGUGAUGGCCAUGAUUACUGCUGGAUUCCUGCAUGAUAUUGACCACAGAGGCACAAACAAUCUCUACCAAGUGAAGUCCCUGAAUCCUCUUGCCAAGCUACAUGGAUCUUCCAUUCUUGAGAGACAUCACUUGGACUUUGGCAAGUUCUUGUUAGGAGAUGAGUCUUUAAACAUCUUCCAAAACCUCAACAGAAGACAAACAGAACAUGCCUUCCAUCUCAUCGAUAUUGCUAUUAUUGCAACUGACCUUGCCUUGUACUUCAAAAAGAGGACAAUGUUCCAGAAAAUUGUGGAUCUCUCGGAGACAUAUGAGGACGAGAAGAAAUGGGUGGACUUCAUGUCUCUUGAAACAACAAGGAAAGAAAUUGUGAUGGCCAUGAUGAUGACGGCAUGUGACCUCUCAGCUAUCACAAAGCCUUGGGAGGUACAAAGCAAGGUUGCCCUCUCUGUAGCCGCUGAAUUCUGGGAGCAGGGUGACCUUGAGAGAACUGUUCUUGAGCAACAGCCCAUUCCCAUGAUGGACAGGAACAAAGCUGGCGAUCUGCCUAAACUUCAGUGCGGUUUUAUCGACUUUGUCUGUACUUUUGUUUACAAGGAGUUCUCUCGCUUUCACUCUGCCAUCCAGCCGAUGUAUGACGGGAUUCUGAACAACCGGAAGAAUUGGAAAGAGAGGCAGGAGGAAUAUGAGUCGAAAUUGAAGGAAUUAGAGGAGGCAGCUAAGGCCAAGCAGGAGACAGCUGCCAACAAAGCUGCACCUGCCACUGGAUCUUCUGGGUCUAAGACUUGCUCAAUCUGCUAGAGACAGAGAAAAGCAUGGUGGGGGAGGAAAGCAGGUACCCUCCCACAAGAGAGGAAUAAGAUAAAGAGCAAUUGGGCAAACAUUAUCAAUGCAUAUGAUAUUAGCAAGCCAAAUGACCAUCUGUUACCAAAGAAAGACAGGUGAACAGCUAUUUCAUAAUGUAUCUUUUGGGACAAAGUUUUUGGUUAAAUGCAUUUUCAUUGGGUGUUCAGUUAUAUUUUAUUUGGUCACAAGGCAUAAUUAAACUUUAUAUAGAGAAUGAAAGGGCAAUGCUAACAGGGCAAAGGGGGCUCUUAUUGAUUAUUAUAAUUGACAUUUUUUAAAUAUAAAAAAAUCAAUAGAAGACAUUAGCAUCAUAUUUUCUGUAAAUGAUUAUAAUGAUAUUUACCUCUUCUGGUUAGUUCUGGAUUUUUAACCAUUAUUAUUUUACUUUUUUCAAUUGCAAUUUUUCCAUUUUAUAAUUGCAAAAAUUGCUUUAUUCUUUUGUCAUGGGAAACCUAAGUAUGCCCUAAAUAUCUAAAAACACAAAAGCUGUAUGUGUGUUAGACAUCUCAUUGACGUUUUUCAUUUUGUCCCUCUAAAAGUUAUCACACCAAAGCUGAGAAGCCAGUAUUCAGUUUGUCCUUUCAUAGGCCAACACUAAAGUUCACAGCAAAAAUAUAGCUAAACAUUUGAGUGUUGGUGGCCUAUUUAACAACUGUAAGUUUUUCCACUUAAGUUGACAGGUAAUGAGCAACUGUCCUUCUGACUGAUUUACAUCAAGCGGUGUCACGGGUGUGUUUUACUGAGAAAUGUCCUGUUACUCAUUGAUUCCACUGUUGGGACAUGCGUUCACAAAGAAAACUAUUACUAGUGGCCUUGAUACCCUUCAUUCAGUAAACUCUCGGCUCACCUGAUCACACUGAACCCUCAGAAAUGAUCUGUCUGUGAUUUACUUCAUAAAGGUAUUUAGAUAAUUCCCUAUGUUUCGUUUUAUAGGAAGGACCAGCUUUCCAUAAAAUGCUGUAAAAAUUCAAUAGAUGUCAGUUGUUUAUCUUAUUGUGUAAAUAAAUACAUUUUAUGAGCUUCUACAUUUUUGAAAUACAUAAUACAAAUCUUUAUAGUUUAAAAGUUAAUACUAAAGAUGUGUUGUUAGCACAUGUAAUUGCUCUUUUAUGCUUUUUAAACAAAGAUGCAGCUUAUGUUACACAUAAAAGUAGUGGAGCAAAGAAAAUUGAUAUUUAAAAUCUAUCAGCUCUGAUACAAAUUAUAUUUACUUUCAUUGCAAAUGUCAUCAUUUUUUCACAAGACAUUAAUGCAUGUCUAACAUCAUAUAUGAUGAUUUCAAACCAUUCGCAAUAUGCCAGAGAAAUGUUAAGCAUCACUUCUGUAUGCCCAAUGCCAUGAGAAUAAAACGGUUUAUUUUUAUGAACUUUUUGUUGUCUUACUUAGUAGAACCAAGUGAUACAAUUACAAACAGUUCUUCCACUACAUGCCUCAGAUGUGAUGGACUUUGGAACUCCUAACAGCCCUUUCUGCUUAGUGACUCAGUCGCUAAGAAAGCCUCUUAUCUCAUGAGAAUGCUCAGCAGUUUCCACUCUUCCACUUUUACAUGUCUGGGUUUCACCUGCAACGUUUAUUUGGAUACUUACACAUCUGGGUUACUAGAAAUUCUCUGACAAUUUUCUUGAAAUAUAUUGCUCACUCUUACGUAUUAGGUCCUCAUAAAAAAGUGUACAUGUAUAUAAUUUAAUUAAAGCAAGGUUUUAUUCUAAAACACUUUAAAUUGUUUGGGAAAUGCAGCAUGGCAGAUAAGUAACAGAAGCCCUCGUGCAAAAUAGGCACUUUGCUGUAUUGGCUUGACCUAAAUCCAAGGAUUUAUUCUAAACCAUGGUGAUGUUAUACAACAAUCGUCCCUCUAUAAACAUCCCUAUACAACUGCAGAAAAGAAAAGACAGUCUGCAACUGUUUUUCAAUCGUCCACGUGAUAACCUCAAUGUUGACAUAUACAAGGUAAAACAAUGCAAGAUUUUAUUUCUCGUGUCUUUAUUGAAAAAUAGAUAUAAGUUAAUUGUCUUGUUGAAUCAUCUCAGAGUUGGAAUGCGUGCAUC
Triplophysa dalaica is the source of this 5156-nucleotide messenger RNA. RefSeq names its product phosphodiesterase 6B, cGMP-specific, rod, beta (gene pde6b). Gene Ontology annotation, biological process: retina development in camera-type eye; signal transduction. Lineage: Eukaryota; Metazoa; Chordata; Actinopteri; Cypriniformes; Nemacheilidae. The transcript is spliced from 22 exons. Gene Ontology annotation, molecular function: protein binding; 3',5'-cyclic-nucleotide phosphodiesterase activity. The coding region runs from base 508 to 3066 and encodes 852 amino acids. Gene Ontology annotation, cellular component: photoreceptor outer segment membrane. The record is from RefSeq and is a predicted model, not a curated record.